CAACAGCAGCAUCAGACAAGAGGAAACCCAAUGAUGGAAGAAUUUGAAGACAGUGAUGCUCCUGCUGGGGAUCUGACUCAAUGCAACACCUGUAGCAGAUAUUUCUUCCCUAAAGUCCUGGAGAAGCAUGCUAAAAUCUGCCAAAAGUCAGCAAUCAAAAGGAGGAAGAUUUUUGACUCGAGUCGACAGAGAGCUGAGGGUACGGACAUCCCCACGCUCAAACUCCUCAAACCAAAGUCACAAAGUUCAUCUUCCACUGGGAAAGCAGAACCUCCGAAGAAGCCGUCCAACUGGCGCAAGAAACAUGAGGACUUCAUCGCUGCCAUCCGGGCUGCCAAGGUCGUCGAUCAGGUCCUGAAGGAAGGCGGACCAUUACCCCCACCUCCUCCUCCGAGCUAUGACCCAGACUAUGUCCAGUGCCCUUUCUGUGACCGGAGGUUCAACCAGGGUGCAGCGGACAGACACAUCAAGUUCUGCCAGGAGCAGGCUGCCCGAAUGCCCACCAAGGGCAAGUUAGGAGAUGUCAAGAAGCCUCCUGGUCGCACACCGCCUCCUGCUUCUGUAAAGAAAGCCAUCCCUCCUGCGCUGUCAUCCAUCCCUUCAGCCACCUCUCGUUUACCCCAGAGAUCCGGCCUUGGACAGCCUUCUGGGAUCCCAUCAAGUAAGGCCUCUUCUGCGGGUUCAGUGAGAAGUAAUCUCUCUGGCAUCACAAGCCCUCCAUCAGGUGUGGGAGGUAAGACCCAAGCUGCGGGCUCUGGCUAUGGCUCUAUCAGGAGCCCUCAGUCGGGAACAGCAAUCAGCAAGAAGAAAGUAGACACCCAGAUAUCUAGGAAUGUUGUCCAAGACGGAGUUGGCACCGGUGGGAUGAAGAGCACGUUGUGUCAUUCUUGUGGGACCCAGUACCCGGUUCAAUCCGCCAAAUUCUGCUGCGAAUGUGGGGUCAAGAAGAUGUUUCUCUGACGGAGGUCAAGAGAGGGAGAAACUAGAAACACACUGGUAUUCAAACGAGCAUUGGAGAGGUUCCAUAAAGCUAAUCCGCCUGUAUUUUCUUGCUUGUGGGUCUAAUUUCACGGCAGUAAAUUGGUGUAAUCGUCGGCAGACAACCUUUGCGGUCGGCAUUUUCCUUUCUCGUGGCCGUCUACCCUUCAUGGAGUUUGCUGGUCCAUGUCACAUUAUUCAAAUUUUGUAAGUACUUCCUGCUUCAUCGUAAACCAUUUUUGAUUCGUACACAUUCUGCCAUUUUCGUAACAAAUAUAAUAUCCAUAAUCUACAAUACUUUUUGCAUUUAGUCACUACGAUUACUGCGGCAGUGGCAAAACUGAUCUGGUCUAAAUUUGUGUUAAACUGCGUUACGGUUGAUGAUAUUAGCUGAUGUGGCUCAUGAUACAGGAACAACCAACGCAGCUCAUUAUUUUCAGUUGACCUCCUUCUUACUGCUGGUGCAGCGUCAACCCGCUCAUACACAUCAACAUUAUUGCCGUGAAACUAGAGGGAUUAGCGUCUGGGAAUGAGAGAUGAAACUGUUUGGGUCAUGCGACUGAAGUAUUAUUACAUCGUCAUUUUAUUGUCGCUACAAUAAUUAAGUUCAGCAGAGUUACUAUCAGCAACUGAAAUCCAUUAUUGCAUCCUUAAGAGAUGAGGAAGAGAGGAGCUAAAAGCAAAGGUUGAAAAAUGUGACUGAGGAGUUAAAGGACUCGUGUUGGGUGACUCGAGGGAGGGAGGGAGGGUGUGAUUGCCCCUGUUUCUCAAUCCCCAGUCAACUGUGACCUGAAAUGCAUUCCUUAAUCCCAUUUGCCUCGGCUUGCACAAAAACUAAAUAUGUUCCAUUCGAAGUGCAAUACGAUGACUACUAUAGAAAAAUAAUGUGGUUUUCAAAAAGAAAUGUGUUGUAUAAUUGGAAAGAUAUCCCGAUGUUUCAACAGGGACCAAUCCAAAAAUGAAAGGUCAGUGCUCCCUUGAAGGUCACUUUUCAGGCUACGUUGUUUCCAGCUAUCUUAAUGUUACCCUCACAAGUCUGACUUUUCUAGACAAAUGUGGUACGAACUCCAACCCGUUUAAUACAAUGCAAUUACUUAUUUAUUUUUCUCAUGACCGUUUGAUUUUACUGAAUGAACAAUGACUGCAUCUCUUUUAUUAAUGCUCUAUGGAAUUAAAAUGUUUUUCUCUGGAGUUGUAUGAAACCUAACUGUACCUGGAUGUGUUGCAGUUGUUUUUUUAUCCCCUGAUGGUGUUUCUAUUCCGUCAGUAUUCCGUGUAUUUCGGGUCACUAGUACAGCAACACGACAGUCAUAAAAAAAUUCCCUGGAUGGGUAUAGUUUAUCUCGUACCUUGAUAUGACCGACACUAUUUAUGACCCCACACAGUUCAUUUACAGGUGGGACGAAGGAAAGGCCUCUUCUCCUGGUGCAUAAUGUUCCUUAACUGCCACACUCUUAAGAGUGAUUAAGUAUGAUCAUCUAUGAAUCCUUAGUUAGUUUCAAUAAGUUAAAUGACAAUAAAUAUUUAAACCGACUGGA
Messenger RNA from Pseudoliparis swirei, 2516 nucleotides. It is a transcript of the gene zc2hc1a, whose product is annotated as zinc finger, C2HC-type containing 1A. The coding region runs from base 31 to 960 and encodes 309 amino acids. The record is from RefSeq and is a predicted model, not a curated record. The transcript has 10 exons. NCBI's taxonomy places the organism in Eukaryota, Metazoa, Chordata, Actinopteri, Perciformes, Liparidae.